This is a messenger RNA of Camellia sinensis, 1850 nucleotides long. RefSeq lists its product as uncharacterized. Gene Ontology annotation, molecular function: protein binding. The record is from RefSeq and is a predicted model, not a curated record. NCBI's taxonomy places the organism in Eukaryota, Viridiplantae, Streptophyta, Magnoliopsida, Ericales, Theaceae.
AACAACUUUCUUUCCAUGGCAAUUCUCACCUUUUUCAUCUUCUCUUCAUAUUUCCAAAAAGCAAAUGGAAACACUUCAGUUUCUGUUUCUGAAAACACCAGAGAAACACUCGAAAUCAUAAUCGGUGGCGGCUUUUACCCACCUUAUUUCUCCCCUCCUCCAGAAUCCGAAUGCCCUCCCCCUUCACCUCCCCCAGUAGAAUGCCCUCCUCCACCAUCACCACCACCUCCAUCUCCCCCUCCACCUUUCCCUCCUCCACCAUCACCACCACCUCCAUCUCCCCCUCCACCUCCCCCAGUAAAAUCCCCUCCUCCACCACCGCCACCACCUCCUCCUCCCCGUAAGCCGCGAACUGUAAGCAGACUUGAACGGGCCUAUAUGGUACUCCGAAGAUUCAAAAAAACAGUAACCUCCGACCCCUAUGGCAUCAUCAAAACAUGGAAUGGCAAGAAUGUCUGCAAGUACAGGGGCGUCCGCUGCGACAAAUUCCCCACUGAUAAGAGGCUCACAGUUUCCGGCGUCAACUUGAACGGGGGCAACCUCAAUGGCAAUCCACUGACCCCCGUUGGCUUCCUUGAUCAACUACCGGACCUCGCCUACUUCCACGUCAACUCCAACAACUUCACCGGUUCCAAAAUCGACAAAAUUUCCAAAUUUCGCUUUUUCUUCGAGCUCGACUUGAGCAACAACAUGCUCACCGGGCCGUUCCCAGACUCCGUUCUUGGCGCCAGCCAGCUAACCUUCUUGGACCUCCGGUUCAACUCCAUCAUCGGUCCGGUUAAUCCUCGAGUGUUCAAUCUCAACCUCGACGCACUCUUCCUCAACAACAACCAGUUUACCGGGGAAAUACCGGACAAUCUGGGAAACACCUCUGCUCUUUACCUCACCUUGGCGAACAACCAAUUCACCGGUCCAAUCCCAAAAAGCAUCGGCCAAGCUAAAAUCAAUUUGCUGGAGGUGUUGCUCUUGAACAACAAACUGUCUGGUUGUCUUCCGUAUGAAAUCGGGUUGUUGAAGAUAGCAACUGUCUUCGAUGCCAGCAUGAACCAGUUGACAGGUCCCAUUCCGCGCUCUUUCGGGUGUUUGGAGAAGAUGCAGCUGCUGAACUUGUCAUUUAACAAGUUGUAUGGGACGGUACCGGAAGAGCUGUGCCAGCUCGAUGACCUGUCGAAUCUUACUCUGAGUUUCAACUACUUCACACAGGUAGGUCCAGAUUGCAGAGAGCUGAUCAAGAAGAACGUGCUGGACGUUAGGAUGAAUUGCAUUCUGGACCUACCUUUUCAGAAAAGUAAGGCUGAAUGUGCCGCUUUUUUCUCAAUCAAGAGGUCGUGCCCGGAUGAAAAGUCUAUGACUUACUUACCAUGUAAUAUUGAGGAUUUUGCUUCGAGGAAAGCAUCGUCUGAUGGAGAGAUACUAAUGCCGCCCGUGCCUGCUCCGUCGCCUUCUUACGCUGCUCUGGAAAGGUAUCGUAAGAUGGAUUUGCCUUAAUUGUUGGUUCAGUCCCCUGUUGUUCAUCCAAACUCCAACUACCAUUGUUGGUGACAAGACUAUCAUAUAUGCUGCCGAUUAUGUUUAUAGUUAUGUGUAUGCAGCAAUGCAAUAAAUAAGAAAUUUAGUUUAAUUAUUAAUUGAAAUGAACAAGUGUAAUUUCUUCUCUAGGGGGAGAUAUAGAUAUUUAAGGUUUACGAGCAUUUUCAACUCUGUCCAUCAAUUUUUCAUCAAAUUUGAAUAAAAAUUUCCUUUGAAAAAUUGAUGUGACUUGUCAUCAAAUCUCAACCACACAAUGUACCACUCUAGGAAACUUUAAGGAAAAAAAAACUCUAGAAAAUCCUUACUCUUGAUAUUAAGUA